Messenger RNA from Schistocerca americana (American grasshopper), 899 nucleotides. RefSeq names its product proteasome subunit beta type-1 (gene Prosbeta6). Gene Ontology annotation, cellular component: proteasome core complex. The coding region runs from base 109 to 798 and encodes 229 amino acids. Lineage: Eukaryota; Metazoa; Arthropoda; Insecta; Orthoptera; Acrididae. The transcript is spliced from 4 exons. The record is from RefSeq and is a predicted model, not a curated record.
UGCUUCACUUAUGUUGUUGCUAACAUCUCUGCUGUGAUUACACGAAAAGUUGAAGUCACUGUGUGUAUGUCUGAAAAUACAGUGCUAAUUUGGUACAAGUAAAACACUAUGGCUGUUGUUGAGGGAUAUUAUUCACAAUCUGUUCCGAAGACAGUGAAUUUCAAUCCAUAUUCGGAUAAUGGCGGGAGCGUGGUUGCAGUUGCUGGCGAAGAUUAUGCCAUUAUUGCUGCUGACACGAGACUCAGUGCUGGAUUCUCGAUUUAUACUCGGGAGCAAUCUAAGCUCUUCCGCCUGUCAAACACUACAGUGCUCGGUUGUACAGGUUGUUGGUGCGAUACAUUGACCCUCACGAGAAUCCUGGAAGCUAGGAUGCAGAUGUACCUGCACGAACACCAAAAACCAAUGGUAACACCAGCAGUGGCACAGAUGCUAUCCACUAUGCUGUACUAUAAAAGGUUCUUCCCAUAUUAUGUCUCCAACAUCUUAGCGGGACUGGAUGCAGAUGGACGUGGUUGUGUAUUCAGUUACGACCCUAUUGGUCAUUGUGAAAGAUCUAAUUAUCGUGCUGGUGGAUCGGCUGGUGCUCUUCUGCAACCUCUGUUGGACAACCAGAUUGGUUACAAAAACAUGGAAAAUGUACCCAAAGAACCUGUUCCAGCAGAGAAGGCAUUGGCAAUAAUUAAGGAUGGGUUUAUUUCUGCUGCUGAGAGAGACAUAUACACAGGAGACAGCAUUCUGAUUAAUGUAAUAACUAAAGAUGGUGUUAGUGUUGAUAAAUUUAAAUUGCGCCAAGACUGAGCAUUGAGUUUUUUUCAUGUAUAUUUUAAUGUUUUAAUUGUAACAGCGAUAAACUUUGUUAUUUCAAUGUCUGAAAAUUAAAAACUUCAGAAAUUAAUGUA